AUGACUGCCGACUCUAAGACGAUCGUGCUCGUGACCGGUGCCAAUCAGGGCAUUGGUUUCGAGAUUGCGAAAAAGCUCAAUGUCGAGCAUGAGAACUAUCAUGUCAUCAUGGCAGGACGGAGGAAACAAGCCAUCGAGGAAGCCGCGGAGAAGCUUCGAGGACAGGGGUUCUCAGUCGAGCCCCUCGUGCUCGAUGUGACAUCCGACGACUCCAUCGACGCAGCAGCCAAAGCUGUCAGCGAGAAGCAUGGUCACUUGGAUGUGCUCAUCAACAAUGCCGCCAUUUCCAACGUCUCCCACUCUGCCGAUGGCAAGCCGCUCUCAACACGCGAGCAGUUUCUUCGCAUCCUCGACACCAACGUCGCGGGCGUCCAAGCAGUGACGGACGCGUUCAUACCGCUGCUAGAGAAGUCGACAAAGACCAAGCGCAUUGUGUUUAUCAGCUCGGCGUUGGGCAGCGUGAGCCUCAAGGGUGAUGUGAGUCUCGGGUCUCCCGUCCGCAAGGCGGAGUAUAUACAUUAUACCACGUCCAAGUCGGCAUUCAACCAACUGGCGCUGCACUAUGCGGUGCGCUACGAGGACAAGAAGGACUGGAAAUUCAACCUUUGCUGCCCUGGGUUCUGCGCAACGAACCUGAACGGCUACGCGGGCACGGAUACACCAGAGAGCGGGGCUAUCAACGCGUGUCGGCUGGCUACGCUGGGGCCUGAUGGAGAGACAGGAACGUAUACCAACAAGGAAGGAACCAUCCCUUGGUAA
Messenger RNA from Diaporthe amygdali, 759 nucleotides. RefSeq lists its product as uncharacterized. Bases 1 to 759 code for a protein of 252 amino acids. Lineage: Eukaryota; Fungi; Ascomycota; Sordariomycetes; Diaporthales; Diaporthaceae. Gene Ontology annotation, molecular function: oxidoreductase activity. The record is from RefSeq and is a predicted model, not a curated record. The transcript has a single exon.